AUGCCUGGAUCUAUCGAGGCCGAGCUGGUCUUCUACCAGGCCCCAGAGGACGGGACAGAGCCGUUCAACUACGUCGAAGAGCCUCCAGAGGGAGAACCGGAGCGCAACUACGGACGAGACGUUCGCAGCGUGCCCAUCGCUGAUAUUCGCGGCGAGGAGAGCCAGUACACUCUGGACCAGGACGCGUUCCAGAUCCUCCACGAGGUUCCUUCGGCUACCACGGACGAGACCUUCCGGGACGACGAGGAGAUCCGCCGCGUCUAUUAUCCCGAGGUGGAACGGCUGCUGCUGGAGCAGCUGCCCGGUGCCCACACGGUAGUUAUCUUCGACCAUACCAUCCGCAUCUCGAACCCGCAGGCCGUCCGACAACCCGUCCACCAAGUGCACGCGGACCAGACGCAGCAGUCCGCCGCGCACCGAGUGAAGCGGCAUGCCGAGCACCUCGUCAACAAGGGGCGGUAUCGCAUUGUGAAUGUCUGGCGGCCCAUCAACGGCGUGGUCGAGUCGUCUCCGUUGGGGUUUGCGUCCGCCCGCACCACCGCCGACGACGACUUUGUCGCCAUCCAGCACCGCUACCCGACCUUCAACGGCGAGAUCAUGGGGGUCCGGUAUAACCCGCGCACAGAGUGGAAGUUCUGCUCGCGCAUCGACUCCCACGAACGCAUCCUCCUCAAGUGUUUCGAUACCCUGCCGGGCGUUGCGGCCAGAGUCGCCCAUACUGCGUUUUCCGACCCGCGGACGCGGCCGACAACAAAGCCGAGAGAGAGCAUCGAGGUUCGGGCUUUGGUAUUUGGAUAG
Penicilliopsis zonata CBS 506.65 is the source of this 798-nucleotide messenger RNA. RefSeq lists its product as hypothetical. The transcript has a single exon. Gene Ontology annotation, molecular function: oxidoreductase activity. The record is from RefSeq and is a predicted model, not a curated record. The coding region runs from base 1 to 798 and encodes 265 amino acids. NCBI's taxonomy places the organism in Eukaryota, Fungi, Ascomycota, Eurotiomycetes, Eurotiales, Aspergillaceae.